AUGAGUCUGAGCAAGAAGGUCACCAUCUUGACCUUCUUCGGCGCACGGUCACUGGAUAUCAUCGCGACGGCCAUACAAGCAGCCUAUGUCUCUGGCUUCUCAUCGCCAAACCCCACUAAAGACCUUUGGAAGUGGACUCUUGUCACCCAGAUCAUCGAAUGCAUCACAAUACUCACAUCAUGUGUACCCUACCUUCGCCCUCUGAUCGAAUCUCUGCCCUCGGGUCUGUAUGCGACUGAUGAACUACGACGACGCGGCACCCCGUCAGAGCUUGGCUACUCAAGGAGUAAAAGCGGUUCCUACCAGCUCAGUAGCUCGCACACAAAUCCGAGGUCACCGCUGAGCGAAAAGCAAAGCCAUAAUCGAAGCCAGAGUCGGAAGUCACAAAACGAGCAUGGGUUCAAACGGUUCUUACCAAUGCUUUCGCAAGAAAGAACCACUCAUUCGAAUUCCGCGUCCGGUCUGCCAGGCGGCCCAAGACGGACGGAUGGACAUUCUGGCGUGGAGAUCUCGGCGGUGAAGAGGAAGGAUGGCGAGGACAGGAAAUGGGAAACAGAUAGUACGGGCAGCCAUUCGAAAAUCUUGAAGACGACAGUGGUCAGUGCGGAGUGGGAAGAAGUAGAUAGCACGAGCUCAGACACGGGUCAAGACAAGAUCGAGGUGAUGAGAUAG
Parastagonospora nodorum SN15 is the source of this 672-nucleotide messenger RNA. RefSeq lists its product as hypothetical. The transcript has 2 exons. Lineage: Eukaryota; Fungi; Ascomycota; Dothideomycetes; Pleosporales; Phaeosphaeriaceae. The record is from RefSeq and is a predicted model, not a curated record. Bases 1 to 672 code for a protein of 223 amino acids.